This is a messenger RNA of Dreissena polymorpha, 4404 nucleotides long. Its product is annotated as target of Myb1 membrane trafficking protein-like. The record is from RefSeq and is a predicted model, not a curated record. Lineage: Eukaryota; Metazoa; Mollusca; Bivalvia; Myida; Dreissenidae. Bases 106 to 1683 code for a protein of 525 amino acids. The transcript is spliced from 17 exons. Gene Ontology annotation, biological process: signal transduction. Gene Ontology annotation, molecular function: ubiquitin binding; phosphatidylinositol binding; clathrin binding. Gene Ontology annotation, cellular component: endosome; membrane.
AUUCACAAAAUUUAAUUAAGGUUGUCGAUAUCAUUUUAUGACAAACGUUUACUUAAAAACACACAAAAAGAAUCACUACAGGUGCCCCUGACGUCAAAUAAAAAAAUGGCUGCUCUUUUCGGACACGGGAAUCCUCUCUCGACUGCGGUCGGGCAGAUGAUAGAACGGGCUACAGAUGGCAGCCAGCCCUCGGAGAACUGGGCUGUCUACAUGGAGGUGUGUGACCGCAUCAAUGAAACUGAGGAGGGACCUAAAGAUGCAGUUAAGGCUAUCAGAAAGCGUUUGAAUCAAAACAUGGGUAAAAACCACACAGCAGUUCUGUACACUCUCACAUGUUUGGAAACCUGUGUGAAGAACUGUGGGAAGAGAUUUCAUGUGUGUAUGGCAACAAAAGACUUUCUCAAUGACCUCGUGAAAGUGAUUGGACCCAAGUAUGACCCACCGCAGGCAUUGCAGGAGAAAGUACUGAGCAUGAUACAGACCUGGGCUGAUGCUUUCCGAGGGGCCCCAGAUCUGAAGGAAGUGGAGAAGAUCUACCAGGAGUUGAAAUCCAAGGGCAUAGAGUUUCCAAUGACAGACCUAGACAAUCUGGCUCCAAUACACACACCAGCACGGACACAUGGAGGUGCAGACCCAGAACCUCAAGUGCGGCCCAAACCAAUCACCACCAACAGAGCUUCAGCAUAUGUAGUUGAAGAAGAGGAGUAUGAAAUGUUCCAGCCCACAGUACGGGGCCAGGGUCAUGUGAUACAUCCCCCAGGCCAGGCACCUAUGGCUAUGCAGGCGCCACGGAUCCCAGGCAUCCCAGUUGUGCCGACCCAGGAGCAACUUGCCAAGCUGCGCAGUGAGCUUGAUGUGGUGCAAGGUAACGUGCGUGUCAUGAGUGAGAUGCUCACGGAACUGUCCCCUAGCAACGUGGACUCCUCCGAUCUGGAACUGCUGCAGGAGCUUAAUCGAACCAACAGACAAAUGCAACAGAGAAUUGUUGAACUCCUAGAUGGAAUUCCAAAUGAGGAAGUAACAAAUGAGUUGCUGCGAGUAAAUGAUGACCUGAACAACGUUUUCUUGCGCCAUGAGAGGUUUGAGCGUUUCCGAACUGGACAGACGGGUCAGAUCAACACAGAGCAAGAACCAGCAUUGACCGAAUCUUUCUCCCCUCCCUCCUACAAUGAAAGUGUUCGCCGCCCUGACCCCCUGCCAGCCCAUCUGCCUGCGCACCAGCCUGCCCACCAGCCUGCCCACCAGCCUACCCCUAAUGUGGGUAACCUGAUAGACCUUGGGGAAGAAGUCCCAGUAACCAACACAGCAGUGGUGGCAGGCAGGCUGGCUCAGAUGAAUGUCAAUGGUGCUGCCCUGGCCUCUGGUCACAAUGAUGAUGACUUUGAUAUGUUUGCUCAAUCCAGACAGUCAUUCGAUCAAAAUAGAGACAACCUCAGGUCGGGUACCAACUAUGUGAAUGAAGACCAGUUUGGGGCGGGUAUGGGUGUAGGUGCAGCAGUGAACUUGAAGGCUCAGCCAUCGGAGGAGGAAAUCCUAAAGGUAAAUAUCUGGUUGCAGGAUAAGGAGACUGACUAUGAUGAGAUGGAGCAGUGGCUGCAGCAACACGAGGCCGCCACAGGGCAAGGGCGCAGCAAGGAGCAGCCUAUUUCUAGCUCAGACAGUGCUUGUGGACAAAGAGUUUGACCAGUUUUUAUCAGACCGUGCGUCUGCUGCGUCGUCGGUUCCCUCCAUAUCGGCGCAGACUGGUACCAGAUCCAGACAACUUCAGAAAGAUGACGAUGACAACCCCAUGUUUGCUUUAUAGGCAGUGUUUUAUACUGUACCCUCAACUAUUGAUCCACUAAUUGUUAAUUGAAGAGUGUUAGCACAUGUCUAGUCGUCUCCUUUGAUCACUAGAAAUCAGUCACCUGCUGACAAUGACGAAUUCUGAUACUAGGUAUCAGAGAAUUGUUUUUAGAAUAAACCUGACGAGAAUCUCUGUGCUUCAUGUACAGAGUUGUCUGCAAUCCUUGAAAAGGGUUCUGGACUUCUCUAGUCUAGAGGUUACUGCAAACAAUGUAGCUACUUUGUUAUUAGUCCCUCACAGAUGAUGCACAUUUAUGUUUAGAUUUGAUAUGUUAAAAUAUUAGUGUCUAAUGAUUUUAUAUUAACAGAUUUAAUGUUUAUUUUGCUGUGUCAAUUAAAAGUUUGGUGUUAAUUUUGAUGUGUCACAUAAAAAGUUAAGUGUUUAUUUAAAAUAGACAUGAUUGAUAGGAAUUACUUAAUACAAUUGAUUCAGACUUUUCAGUCAUUGAUACUUAUAUAUGUAAUUUCUUGAAACAAUUGACACAAUUUAUUUUAAGAAUAUUUGUUUUAAUGUAUUACUUUUAUAACUUUUCUAUGUUUGUUUAGAACAAAGUAUUGAGAUUUAAAAUUGCUAAAAUUUGUCAUUAUUAUAUUUGUUUAUACAUUGGAGUGUUACAUGUAUCUGAUUUUGGUAUUUAUGAUAAAGCAGCGUUGUUUAUAUUUCCUUUAAGUAAGUUUUACUUUGCUUACUACAAGUAUCUACACAUAAAUUGUGUGUUCAGACACACUUGGUUAUAUUGUGAUGAUAAAUCAUUGAAGUCUCACAAGUUUUUUAAGAUUCAUGUGAUAUGGUGAUCGAACAAGAGAAUAGUUAUACUGGCACAUAUAUUUACAGGGAUCUGAAAAAAGAAUAGUAUAGACCGUUAAAUGCUAUUUUGGGAAGUCAAGGGGGACGCAGAUUUGUUCGUUGUAUCACACGUUUUGUGAUCAUGUGUGUUAAGGAAAUUUGUUAUUUAACAUUGUUGUAUUGUUGACCCAUGUAGUGCAUUUUACAAUACAUGUACUUUUAUUUGUGUUCUGGAAUUUCAAAGAAAUGGAUAUAAUUGUAUAUCUUGUCUAAGUUUAUAAUUGUAUAUCUUGUCUAAGUUAAGUUUUUACGUCCAAUUUGCUUAGUUUAUUUGUUCAAAUAUAAAAAAAUACUUGAAAGUUUAAUGAGCAAAACAUUUUUAUUCUUGUAAAAAGACUAGAAAAUGCAUUCCAAGACAAGUUUAAUUAUUGUUUGGCACCAAUAAUAAUUUUUUAACUGCACUUAAUGCAUCACCCGACAGCAUGCAAGAGUGAGGUAAUAAUGGAAUAUCCGUCACAUUUAGGCAAUGUUUAGAAGGCAUGAUGCAAUCAAUUUCAUGGUUACAACUCAAAGGUCAAGAGGAUCUCGGUGGGGAUAAAGCUGUCCUUUGGACUGCCUUGUUAAUAAGACACACCGGUUAAUUUGUUGUCUGUGUGGAUUGCUUUUUUAAAACCAUAUUUACACAGUGCAACCAAAUCCCAACGUUUUUUUAAAUGUUAAUAUUGUUGUGUAUAUGGACAUAAUGUUCAAAUAAAGACUCUGUGUUUCAUGUUCAUCUUUUAUGUUGUGGAGAAAACCAUACAAUAAAUGUAUAGUAUUUAUAUAUGUUUGUGUUGCAAUAGUCAUUGUUUACCAUCACCCAAAGAAAUAUUGCUCUGUUGUUUUUUUUAAAUAUAAAAAUAAUAAUGUUUUGUAAGCGUUCAUAUGUAUGAAGAACUAGGGAACUAGCUUUGUAUGUGCUUUCUGCUUAGUGCUGCUUCGGAGAAGGGAAAACUUAUGCACUCUUUAAUUUACACACAUUUUAUUGCUAGCCUGAUUGUAGCAGGAAAUUAAUCUACUUUUAAAAUUGUGUUUUUGUUAAUAUGUAAUUAUUACCGAUUCUAAUUGAAAAAAAAAUCUGUCAUUGGGUGACAGAUGCUAGACUUUCUUUCGUUUCUAUUUUUUUUGAGCUGCCUAAAGAUAAGAACUGCACACAAUUACAAUAAAUGCCUAUCUGUGUGCACAGCAGCCAAUAUAUUGCAGUCAUAUAAUAAAACUUAUUACAUAGACAUUAGUAUAUGAAAACAUAAGUCUACAGUGAAUUAAGGUAUUUAUACAUAAUUGUAUAAGAUUUUAAUGAAAGCACUUAGUAUUUUCAACGUGCAUUGCUGGUAAUAUAAAUAAUUUUGUAAAUUAUCACAUUGGUGCAAUUUUUUAGGACACAUGGUUUUCAACCAAUAGCAGUAUAUUUCAUUACUUCUUCAUAUGAUAGUUCCAGCAGUUAAUUUUCAAACAUGUUGCUGUUUAACCAUUCAUUAUAUUAAUUCAAGGAGUAUUAUUUAUGGUACUGUGUCAUGUAUGUAAACAGAUAUUUAUUGAAUCUUGUAAAAAUUGUAUUUAAAAAAAAAGAGUCUUAGUUAACACUGUUGAGUAGUUUUUAAUUCAAUAUAUUGUUAAGUGUUAUAUGAACACUUGUUGCAAAAUGCAGAUCAUUAUGUGAAACUUUGAUAGUUGUUUUCACGCUCAUGAUUUUGAAUGUAUUCAUAUAUUACAUAAUUAAAUAUUGGAAACAA